AUGGGCGGGGACACGCGAUGGUUCGGGCCGCUCGACGCCCGUAUCCUGUCGCUGGCGGCCCCCGCCCUGGGCACGCUGGCCAUCGACCCCCUGCUCGGCGUGGUGGACACCGCCUUCGUCGGGCGUCUCGGGGCGGAGGAGCUGGCGGGCCUCGCUCCGGCGAACAGCGUGUUCACGUUCGCCUUCCUGUGCUUCAACUUCCUCUCACAGGCCACCGCACCGCUUGUAGGGCAGGCGCUGGCGGCCGAGGACGACGCGCGUGCGCGCAAGACCGCGGGACAGGCGAUCACGCUCGCGGUCGUCCUCGGCAGCGCCUGCUGCGUGCUCCUGGAGACCUUCGGGGAACCUGCGCUCGCCGCCGUCGCCGGCGGGGCCGCGGGCGACGGUGGCGUCCUCGAACAGUCCCUCGGGUACCUCCAAGUGCGCGCCCUCGGCCUCCCAGCGGUGCUCGUCAGCAACGCCUGCGGGGGCGUCUUCCGCGGGCUGCUCGACACGCGCACGCCGCUCAAGAUCGCACUCGGGGCCAACCUGGUCAACUUCGUGCUGGAUCCGAUCCUGAUCUUCGGUCUCCCGGGUGCGGAGGGCGCGCUCGGGGCCGGCCUCGGCGUCCGCGGCGCCGCUGCGGCCACCGCUGUCUCGGAGUGGGCCGGCGCUGCGUGGUACCUCACGGAGCUUCGAAGGACGCAGAUCGGGGGCCCUGCGAGGCUGCUCGAGGAGUCCGGCGCGCGGUUGCCGUCGUGGGACGACGUGGCCCCGCUCGUGCGGGCGGGCGGGGCGCUGAUUCUGCGCACCUCGGUGCUGCAAGCGAUGCUGCUGUUGGCUACUGCGGAGGUGGCGCACGGGCCGGACGGCGCGAUCGGGGUCGCCGCGCACCAGGUGUCGAUCCAGGGGUGGAUGCUGCUGUCGUUCACGAUGGACUCGAUCGCGGUCGCGGCGCAGGGCCUCGUGGCAGAGGCGUCGGGGGGGCGCGACAUUGCAAUGGCGCGCACGAUCGCCGGCCGGGCGCUCGCGUACGGCCUCGCGCUCGGCGUCGUCGCUGGCGGCGGGCUGUGGUGCGCGCGCGGCGCCCUGAUCGGCGGGUUCACGACCGAUCAGGACGUGGGGCGGUUAGCGGAGUCGUCGCUGGGAUGGGUUGCGGGCAUGCAGCCGCUCAACUCCGUGGCGUUCGUCGGCGACGGCAUCCUGUCGGGGGCGGGGGACUUCGGCUUCAUGGCGGCAGCGAUGUGCUGCGCUGCGGGCGGAGCCGGCACGGCGAUGCUGGGGGGCGUGGGGUCCCUGACAGCGGUGUGGCAGUCCCUGACGGUGUUACAAGCGGGCCGCUGCGCAGGCAUACUCGCGCGGCUGCUCGGGGCCGGGGGCGGGCCGCUGGCCCCGGUCGCCCAAUCGGGCAAGACAGAGGGCCGGGGUUGA
Messenger RNA from Pedinophyceae sp. YPF-701, 1410 nucleotides. The record is from the annotation of a GenBank genome assembly. NCBI's taxonomy places the organism in Eukaryota, Viridiplantae, Chlorophyta, Pedinophyceae.